AUGGUCAAAUUAACUUCAAUCGCUGCCGGUGUCGCCGCCAUUGCUGCUGGUGCCUCCGCCGCAGCAACCACUACAUUAUCUCAAUCUGACGAAAGAGUUAAUUUGGUUGAAUUAGGUGUUUAUGUUUCCGAUAUCAGAGCUCAUUUGGCUGAAUACUACUCUUUCUAA
Messenger RNA from Saccharomyces cerevisiae S288C, 168 nucleotides. RefSeq names its product seripauperin PAU7 (gene PAU7). NCBI's taxonomy places the organism in Eukaryota, Fungi, Ascomycota, Saccharomycetes, Saccharomycetales, Saccharomycetaceae. The transcript has a single exon. The record is from RefSeq and is marked reviewed. Bases 1 to 168 code for a protein of 55 amino acids.